Molecule: messenger RNA, 644 nt
Organism: Coccinella septempunctata (seven-spotted ladybird)
Lineage: Eukaryota; Metazoa; Arthropoda; Insecta; Coleoptera; Coccinellidae
Gene: Chrac-14
Product: DNA polymerase epsilon subunit 3
Exons: 1
Coding region: 73-468 (131 amino acids)
Biological process (GO): leading strand elongation; DNA damage response; heterochromatin formation
Cellular component (GO): epsilon DNA polymerase complex; CHRAC
Molecular function (GO): protein heterodimerization activity; chromatin DNA binding
Source: RefSeq, a predicted model, not a curated record
AAAAAUAACCUUAGCUAAAAACUUUCGCGCCCGAAGUUAUUAUUUUGAAUAAACUUAAUUUUUAAUUUCGUCAUGGCUGAGAAACUUGAAGAUCUCAAUUUACCCAACGCUUCCGUUCAGAAAAUAAUCAAAGAAGCCCUUCCAGAAUCCAUCAACGUUGGGAAAGAUGCGAAAGCUGCAUUAUCCAGAGCUGCCUCAGUAUUUAUUUUGUAUGUAACAUCAGAAGCCUCUAAAGGGGCGCAUAAAGAUGGUCGUAAAACACUUUUGGGACAGGAUGUCCUUAAGGCAAUCGAAAAAUUAGAAUUCGAUGAGUUCAUGGAGACAUUGCAAGAAGCUCAGAAAUCAUUUAUGGAUGGAAGAAAAGGCAAGGGUCCAAAGAAAAAAAAUGUAACGGCAGAGGAUAGUGAGAGAAUAGAUGAAAUUGAGGAAAGCGGAGAAGAAAAUGCCGAAGAAGAUGCUUUAGAAUGAUGCUGGGUAGUCAUUGAAAUGAUAGUAACCAUUUUGAAUAACACCCAGGAUCUAAAAUUCUACAUACAUUAUAUUGCCAUUUGUCUCAGACUAUGUAUAUAAGUACAAAUUUUAUAAUGUCUUAAGUUGAGAAAGAUGUGCAACAUUCCAAAUUGUAAUAAAUAUAUUAAAUUUGA